UAACACAUGAUCUGUCAUGUUAAAUGCUUUUAUAUUAUGCAUAGAUAUUCAAGAAGACAGUGUAAAAUUUAAUUUAUCGAAGAGGUGAAAAUAUAAAUAUAUUACCACUAUCGUAUAUAUGUAGACAAUUUGAACCCAGGAAAAAAAUUUCUUAUUUAUUUCAAUACACAAUCUACUAAAACAAUGUCGGAUUUGAGUGGCGCCGGAGGCACAUUUCCUAGCCCUCCAUCGCCUCCUCUUAUCAGUCGACAAUUAGAUUCCACUUCCCCUCUCUCCCCCGCUCUCUCUCAUUCCCCUCCAUUUAACUAUCAUGAACAACAAAACACGAACGUUAUUCCACAUCCCAGCGAUAAAGGACCCACUAUACUAGAAACUAAAAUUAUCUACCAUCUCGACGACCAAAGCACACCUUAUCUAGUAAAACUUCCAAUACCUCCUGACACCAUAACAUUGGGCGAUUUGAAAAAAUACAUACCCCCCAACUCAAAUAAUAUCGGGAACUCAGCCACUAACAAUAGUAAUAACAGCGAAAACGAGUUUGGGGAUUACAAAUAUUUUUUUAAAUCAAUGGACGAUGAUUUUGGAGUAGUCAAAGAAGAAAUAGUAGAGGAUAAAACUCGACUCCCCAGUUUUAACGGGCGUGUUAUAUGCUGGAUAGUUCAAGCCGGACUUGGCGGCCCUAACAGUCAUGACGGUUCAGGCCAUUCCGGAAAAUCUGCUGGUUCGGAUAAAAGAGAAAUGGGACGCCGUCGGUAUUUAGCUCAUAAUGAAAAAUCUUCUUCCACAAUAAUCUCCUCGUCGACUUGCACAUCUGGACUGGCGAGAGGAUUUAACAAUAAACACCCGAUUAACAAAGCUGGAUUUUCACAAUAUCCACACCAGCAUAGGCGGAAAAAAUGUUAUCUCAGAGGAGCCGGACCAGAGGCACGCCAUGCUGCCCGUGAAUAUCAUUCUUACACCACGCAUUCCUCCUCCAACUCUACGCUGCCCCCCGCCCCUUAUCACCAUUCUCACCCUACCCACGAUCACACUCAUCCUUCAUUUAUUCUUGGAAAUAUUCACAAUCGUCAAAAUAACAAUAAUCCUUACGGCUUUUCUGACACCGAAGAUUCCGCUAGCCGCUUCUCUAGCGUGACUGACGCGGCAGCCCGUCAAUCUUAUAAAGCUCAUUCGAGGCGCGUAGCUGAUGCAGACACCGAUAUAACUGAAUCCGUCGUUUCUGUUGAUGUAAUAGAGGUAACACUCGAUGUGGAGGCCACUAAUUUUCUGGGGAUCUCUAUUGUCGGUAGGAGGGAUAAAAAUGGAGAUGGAGGUUUUGAAAAUGUGAACAUACCAGGGGGAGCUCCAGGCAUAUCCGUUGGAUCCAUCAUGAAAGGCGGUGCCAUAUCUAGAGAUGGGCGGAUAGAACCUGGCGAUGUUAUACUUGAGGUGAAUGGCACAUCUCUUGAUCGAGUAUCGAGUGAUCAAGCAAUAGCCAUUCUGCGCGAUGCUGUUAAAAAACCAGGGAAGCCCGUAAAAUUACUUGUCGCUAAAAUGUGGGGUAGUUGCUCAGCUUCCCGCUUUCGCCACCCGGACCCUCCGCCGCCUAGGUAUUAUUCCGCUGCCGCAGAACGUGACAUAAUAUCUGGGCGGGGUCUGAUUGAAUCUGAUAAAGGUUAUGGGGGAGGGGAGAUGAUAGCCGAUAAAUUAGGCGACAUAAGGAUAGAUGGAAGAACGAACAACGGGAGAAGAGAUUUCGAUAUCCCUGAUUGUGCUGCCUCAAUAUCCCCCUGCGUUCUUCCACCUUUUCCACCCCACCAUCAUAAUGAUGCCGCUUCAGCUUGUACAUCGAAUUCUUUUUCCGCGACUUCCAAUCAUCAUCACGCUCCUUCUUCCUACAAUCACAACAUCAACCAACAUCAUAACCCUAAUCUUCCUCUGCUCCCUUCGGCCUCUUACAACCAUAACCCUUCCUGCGCUAACGUUAAUAAUAUCAUGAUUAAACAGGAUAGGGCAGACAGAUGGCUUCAUUCGUUAGUUGAAACGAUGUGCGUUCCAGAUUCUGGCUUAGAUAUUAGAGACCGGAAUUGGCUUAAAUUGACCAUAAAAAAUGCUUUUUUAGGUUCUGAUCUGGUCGAUUGGCUUGCUGCUAGAGGGUACAGAUUGGACGAGGGAGACAUUUACAAAAGGAUUGGAUCCGGGGAGACUAUUAAUAAUGAUUUACAUUCAACCAGCAGCGGUGCUAGCAGUGGUAGCAGCGGAAAUCGUAAACAGGAAGCAAAAAAGUUGGCAUCUUAUUUGCUCAAAAAAGGAUUGAUAAAGCACUCACUCAGCAAAAAUUCUUUCUCGGAACAAUGCUAUUACGUUAUAAACAUUAAAUGAUUAUCAAAGAUUUCUUUUAUCGAUUCCAAAUUUGUUUGUAAAAGUUUGUUAUUGAUAUGGAUAUUAUCUUUUUUCAAGGAUGCAUAAUAUUUUAUUUAUUUGUUAUUCAUUUUGGAAAUUGUCUGUCACUGAGACAUUUAGGAAAAUAAUUUUUAGAUUUUUUUAAAAAAAUACGCCGAAUUAUUAACUGAGGCCAAUGAUUUAAAUAAUAAAUUUCAAUGAUAAUUGAGAUUUAAAAUAAUUAUAUUGGUUUUAAUUUUUGUUAUUUUAUAUAGUAUAUUUAAAAUUAUAGGAAUUUUUAAAUCUCAAUUACAAGUUAUAUAUCA
Molecule: messenger RNA, 2687 nt
Organism: Gordionus sp. m RMFG-2023
Lineage: Eukaryota; Metazoa; Nematomorpha; Gordioida; Chordodea; Parachordodidae
Product: segment polarity protein dishevelled-like
Exons: 7
Coding region: 184-2361 (725 amino acids)
Biological process (GO): intracellular signal transduction; Wnt signaling pathway
Molecular function (GO): protein binding
Source: RefSeq, a predicted model, not a curated record